Molecule: messenger RNA, 412 nt
Organism: Mycotypha africana
Lineage: Eukaryota; Fungi; Mucoromycota; Mucoromycetes; Mucorales; Mycotyphaceae
Exons: 2
Coding region: 116-358 (80 amino acids)
Source: RefSeq, a predicted model, not a curated record
UGUCUUGCAGUGAGAGCAUGAUACUUACCAAUCAGCCGCAGAAACUGCUUUGUAAAACUUGCAUUCAUGGUAUGCCUUGUUGAAAUGUCCGAGUGUUUUGCAAUCCUUGCACUCGAUGUUUACUAGUCAUACAAAACAUAAUCUGAGGAUUACUACUAUAACUUAUUUGUGGCAGCGCGCUCAUGUGUUACUUACGGAAGGACUCAUCUUUGACUUUAUUCUUAUGGGCUUCUGCCACCGAUUUGAUUUUUUGCAAGAUUUUGGCUUUGUACAUGCUGAUUUGACAACAUCUUAUUUUUUAUUAGGAUUGACAACAACGACCGUUAUCUACGCGGUGGAAGAACGUGUCUGGGAUUAGUUUAACGCGUAGAUCAAUUCAUAUGAUCCAUAAAUAAAGUCUCGUAAACCACAA